This is a messenger RNA of Phlebotomus papatasi, 1655 nucleotides long. RefSeq names its product tubulin gamma-1 chain (gene gammaTub23C). The transcript has 5 exons. The coding region runs from base 122 to 1486 and encodes 454 amino acids. Gene Ontology annotation, cellular component: gamma-tubulin complex; spindle; microtubule. Gene Ontology annotation, biological process: meiotic spindle organization; mitotic cell cycle; cytoplasmic microtubule organization. Gene Ontology annotation, molecular function: structural constituent of cytoskeleton; GTP binding. NCBI's taxonomy places the organism in Eukaryota, Metazoa, Arthropoda, Insecta, Diptera, Psychodidae. The record is from RefSeq and is a predicted model, not a curated record.
GGAUAUUUUCAAACCAGUCUUGGGGAGGAAUAUUUCAAAGGCGCUGAAACUGACAGAGUGGAAGUUUUCUUUUGGUUUUAGAAGAUUCCUACCUGUUGUACCAGUGAAAAUUGUGUGAAAAAUGACGAGGGAAAUGAUAACGCUUCAACUCGGCCAAUGUGGCAAUCAGAUUGGCUUUGAGUUCUGGAAGCGUUUGUGUAUGGAGCAUGGAAUAUCACCGAGUGGUGUAUUGGAGAAGAAUGCUGCUGAAGGAUUGGACAGAAAGGAUGUUUUCUUCUAUCAGGCAGACGAUGAGCACUACAUCCCGCGUGCUGUCCUGCUUGAUUUGGAGCCAAGGGUCAUCAAUACCAUCAUGACAUCACCGUAUGCUAAACUGUACAAUCCGGAAAAUGUGUAUUUGUCUAAGGAUGGCGGUGGAGCUGGCAAUAAUUGGGCUUCCGGAUACGGUCAGGGUGAGAAGUUGCAGGAGGAAAUUUUUGAUAUUAUCGAUCGGGAAGCAGACAAUAGCGAUGGUCUCGAAGGUUUUGUGCUAUGUCACUCAAUUGCCGGUGGAACUGGCUCAGGGAUGGGGUCAUACAUCAUGGAACGCCUUUCUGACCAUUUUCCCAAAAAAAUCGUACAGACGUACAGUGUCUUCCCCAAUCAGGAUGAGAUCAGUGAUGUUGUGGUUCAACCCUACAACUCACUCCUCACCCUGAAACGCCUCACAACUUGUGCUGAUUGCGUCGUAGUGCUGGACAAUACCGCUCUCAAUCGCAUCGCCACAGACAGAUUGCAUCUGGAGAAUCCCACUUUUGCCCAAAUCAACACCCUUGUGUCCACAAUCAUGUCCGUGAGCACUACAACAUUGAGGUAUCCCUCAUUCAUGUACAACAAUCUUAUUGGGCUGAUUGCACUGCUGAUUCCAACGCCUCAGCUGCACUUCCUCAUGACCGGAUACACGCCCCUUACCACGGAACAAGAUCAAAUUGGAAAUAUCCAGAAGACGACAGUUCUGGAUGUGAUGCGUCGCUUGCUGCAGCCAAAGAACAUGAUGGUAUCCACUGGGCCAGAUAAGACAAAUCAUCAUGUAUAUAUAUCGAUUUUGAACAUCAUCCAGGGAGAGGUGGAUCCAACGCAAGUCCACAAAUCGUUGCAGAGGAUUCGCGAGAAGAAAUUGGCUCAGUUUAUUCCAUGGGGACCAUCGAGUAUUCAAGUGGCAGUGUCCAAAAGUAGUCCGUAUGUUCAGAAUAGUCACAGAGUUUCUGGCCUGAUGCUAGCCAAUCACACUAGCAUCUCAUCGCUUUUUGAGCGAUGUCUCAAUCAAUACGAUAAACUGAGAAAGCGUGGAGCUUUCUUGGAUCAGUUCAGGAAGGAGGAUAUGUUCAAGGAGGAUCUCUCGGAAUUGGAUGAAUCUCGAGAUGUUGUGGACUCUCUGGUGCAGGAAUACGAUGCAGCCACAAAAUCUGAUUAUCUUCAAUGGCAAGCUCGGAGAUUUGCAGCAUAAAUCAACAUGGAAUCUCACAUCACGUCGCAACGUUUUUUUUUCGGUUUUUUCCUCUCUCACUUUUGCAUUUAUUUUGCCAUAAAAAUCCUUGUGUUCAUCAUAAGAUAGAAUUUAUUGUGAUGAAUUUGAUUAACUCUUGAGAAUACACUUAUAUAUAUAAAUUUACAAA